Molecule: messenger RNA, 2037 nt
Organism: Impatiens glandulifera
Lineage: Eukaryota; Viridiplantae; Streptophyta; Magnoliopsida; Ericales; Balsaminaceae
Product: F-box protein At5g49610-like
Exons: 2
Coding region: 543-1862 (439 amino acids)
Molecular function (GO): protein binding
Source: RefSeq, a predicted model, not a curated record
ACCAGGAAUGACGAUCAUCUAAUUUGAUUAAUUUACUCUAAUCUAGGAGGGACAGGGUUGUGAAAGUGUGUUGAAGGAUGGGUAAACAUCUCUUUUUUUCUUUUGGGAAAAUAGUAUUUGAAGUAAUUAGGAUGAUACAGCCAGUGUUUUUCGAUAUAAAGGAAAGACGAGGUUGAGGCUUUGGUGCAAAAAUGAGAGAAAUCUUUACUAUUUUCACUUUUGUGUUGCUUCAUUGCAUUUGAAUACGGUUGAAGACAGAAAAGAGAAUAGAUUAGGCAGAUAAUUACCGUAUUGAUGUUGAAUGUGUCCAUUGCUGGUGACAGCGAAGCAAUCAAUGCAUGCCGUUGAAAAAGAGAAUUUUUUAUUUUUCCAGAACAGCUUCCCACCUACAAAUGUUACUUCUUUUUGAAGGAUUGCCGGAAUCUACGCCCAAAAGAAAAUUAAAAAAUUGCUGAAAUGUGUGAUCCUUGCUGUAUGUUCUUACGUCAGCCGCCUUAUAUAUACCCGGAGGAACUGAUGGUGACUAGAAUUGUGUGAACACAAUGAGGCAAAGUCAUCUCCUUAAAGGCGAAUCUUCAGGACAAAACGAUACCAGAGCGAGUAAAAUGGAUGACAAGAUGAAAAGAGGAACAAGUCUAAGUCAAAUUAAUGACGACGCUAUGGAGGAGAUAUUCUCUCGUUUGUCAGCAAAGGAUAUAUCGUUAAGCAAGUGUGUCUGUACAAAAUGGAAUGGCAUCAUGUCACACAAUUCAUUUAUCCAUCGCUAUUGUCAAAGGUCAGAUUCUAUCUCUGGUCUCUUUCUUCAACAACAUGAAGAGAUUGGCAAUCUUUAUGUAAAACCGGUCUUACACUUUCCUCUAGCAACCAAAAAUCCACAGAUUCAGACAAAAUUUCUGGACUUUCUUCCUGAGAAAGUCUAUGUCAUGUCUUCAAACAACGGGCUCCUUUGCUGUAGGAGCUUGGUUUCUAUAAAUAAACUUGACAGACCCGGUGGAAUAAUCCAAGGAGGCAUUCAUUACGGUUAUAUUCCUAAAAUUUACGUUUGCAAUCCGAUAAGCAAGGAGUUUACAGUAAUUAACCCUUCACAGUUGGGCCAUGUGGGUAAAAACAUAGGAUUGGCUUUCGAUCCCGUUAGCUGCAAUUUUCAUUUGGUAACCAUCGAUUGCGAUAAGCAAUUGGAUUUAUCUUGGCAGUAUUCGUUCACUGUCUUUUCGUCGAAAACAUCGACUUGGAGAAUUUUGGAUGCGGUUUUCAAUUGGGAUUCACCAAUUCAUAGAAACAAGAGUGUUUUCGUUCAUCGAAUUUUCCAUUGGCUGGCGACGAAUCACCAUGUGAUCACGUUUGAUCUGGAGAAAGAAGCUGUUGGGGUGGUUAAUCUACCGGGCCCCAUAAUGGAAGGAGAAGGCUAUCAUGGAGUUUGCAUUGGGAGCUCGGGAGAACGCCUGGCUUACAUAGUUGUUCAUCCUUUGGAAUUCCGAGUUUGGAUUUUGAAAGACUACGGUAAAUCUGAGUGGUUUCUUGAGAAUCGAUUGCCUUUGGAUCAGUUUUAUGAAGAAAACAAGUCACUGUUGCGUCGUCAGCUGUUUUUUCUACUUACUAAGGAUAAGAAUAAUCCUGAGACGCAAACGAACGGUUCAGUUAUUCCGCUUGCGUUUGGUGGUGACGUUCUUUAUAUGGUUAUGAACAGGUUCAUGUACUCUUAUGAGUUUAAAACUAGAGAUCUGAAGAAGUGGUUUUUUACGAUUGGGAUGAAGUGUGAUAUGACGCUAUCGCCUACUGUUGUUCCUUAUGCUGCUAACUUGAUUGCCAUGGAUUUUCUUAAGGCGAAACCGAGAACAGGUACUAAUGGUGCGGAUAGUUAGUUGGUUGAAGAAGAAUUAUUGUCUUUUGUUUCAUUUAAAAGUGUUUUGUUUGUUUUAAAAUUAUUGCUAUGGAUCUUUUAGUUUGGUUUAAGGAUGUGCUUGUCAAAGACAUACAGUUAUUUCUAUGAAUCACAUUUGGACAAGGCUUAUUUGGUGAUUUCGGAUUGUUUUUAUU